CGCAUGUGCAGAGGGGAACCUGCUCGGCCUACUCCCGCGGUUCAGCUCGCUCGCGUCCCCGGGGUCGAGGCGUUAUGGAAUCGGCCGUGGAGGAGCUGAUGCCCCGCCUCUUACCUGUGGAACCCUGUGACUUGGCGGAAGACUUCGACCCCUCUGUGCCACCGCGGACGCCCCAGGAGUACCUGAAACGGGUCCAGCUUGAAGCAGCACAAUGUCCAGAUGUUGUGGUGGCACACAUUGACCCAAAGAAGUUGAAAAGGAAGCAAACAGUGAAUGUUUCACUUUCAGGAUGCCAGCCUGCUCCUGAAGGAUACUCUCCAACACUUAAAUGGCAGCAGCAACAAGUAGCACAAUUUUCAACUAUUCGCCAGAGUGUGAACAAACAUAGAAAUCACUGGAAAUCACAACAUUUGGAUAGCAAUGUCACCAUGCCAAAAUCUGAAGAUGAAGAAGGCUGGAAAAAAUUUUGUCUUGGAGAAAGGUUAUAUGCUGAAAUGUCUGCUGCAGCAGCUACAGGUGAAAAUCCAGGAAUAGACUAUGUGCAGAUUGGGUUUCCUCCCUUGCUUAGUAUUGUUAGCAGGAUGAAUCAGGCAACAAUAACUAGUGUCCUAGAGUACCUGAUUAACUGGUUUGGAGAAAAAGACUUUACUCCUGAAUUGGGAAGAUGGCUCUAUGCUUUGUUAGCUUGCCUUGAAAAACCAUUAUUACCUGAAGCUCAUUCAUUAAUUAGGCAACUUGCAAGAAGAUGCUCUGAAGUGAGAUUCUUAGUGGAGAGUAAAGAAGAUGAGAGAGUACCUGCUUUGAAUUUAUUAAUCUGUUUGGUGAGCAGGUAUUUUGAUCAGCGUGACCUGGCUGAUGAACCAUCUUGAUACAAAAACAAUCUUCAAUAACAGAAUACUUGUGAUGUAAAAGAAACAAGCAACAUUACCUCUGUACAAGCCAGCUAGUCCCCAUGAAGACAGGUUUCAUCAAAAUUUCAGUGUUAUGUAAGAACCUUAAAUUUGAUCUCACUUACUGAAAUUGAUGUCCAUAGCAAGAUCAGUGUUGCAUUUUAAAAGACUAAAUUGGAUGAGCAGUGUGUCACACAAUUAUAGCAAUUAGUUUUGCUAAUGUCUCUUAAUUACAAACCUUUCAGAAGGAUUAAAAGUCAUUCAAUAAGUGAAAUGCCUUGUAUAAGAACCUUUUUUAAGUAAUAAACAUUUUUAUUAAGUUCUUAAAUAAUGAA
Messenger RNA from Phascolarctos cinereus (koala), 1225 nucleotides. It is a transcript of the gene GEMIN2, whose product is annotated as gem nuclear organelle associated protein 2. Lineage: Eukaryota; Metazoa; Chordata; Mammalia; Diprotodontia; Phascolarctidae. The record is from RefSeq and is a predicted model, not a curated record. Gene Ontology annotation, biological process: spliceosomal snRNP assembly; spliceosomal complex assembly. Gene Ontology annotation, cellular component: spliceosomal complex; nucleus; SMN complex.